AUGGAUGGCCCGGUCGGCAUGGAUGUCCACCUACUGGUAUACGACCUGACCAACGGAUUGGCAAAGGAGAUGUCCUUGGGUAUUCUAGGGUUCCAGCUCGACGCCAUCUACCACACGUCCAUAGAGCUGUGCGGUCGCGAGUUUGUCUACGAUGGCGGUAUCCUUGAGAUCGACCCUGGCUCAUCCCACCUGGGGAGACCGAUGCAGCGGCUGCGACUGGGCACGACGAUGCUGCCCAUGGAUGUCAUUCGUGAUUAUUUGACUUCUGUCAGAUCAAUCUACACUGCCGAGAAAUACGAUCUAUUCAAGCACAACUGUAAUAAUUUCACAGACUCAUUUGCCAAUUUUCUUAUCGGAAAGGGCAUCCCAGAAUACAUAAGCAGCAUGCCACAGGCUGUCCUAGACUCGCCCAUGGGCAGAAUGUUGCUCCCCCGAUUUACCCGGGGCAUGAACGCCUCGAGGAACGGUCCGCUCGGCCUCGGCGAGACUGCCGCAAGCUUAACAAAGCCACAAAGGCUCAACCAAGUCCAUAACGCUAUCAGAAUUGAAGACUAUCACAAACUCUUGGCCCAGUCCGCAAAGGCAGCCUCGGUUGUCUUCUUCACGUCACCCACGUGCCCGCCGUGCAAGGCACUGUACCCAUUCUACGACCAGCUGGCCGAACACUACGGCAACCACAUUGCCUUUAUCAAGGUCGAUGUUUCUAUUGCGCUUGAGAUUGCCGCAAAGACAAUGCGCAGCUGCUCACACAGAUGGGCGCGCAGCUGCAUGCCCAUGAUAGACUAA
Molecule: messenger RNA, 786 nt
Organism: Akanthomyces muscarius
Lineage: Eukaryota; Fungi; Ascomycota; Sordariomycetes; Hypocreales; Cordycipitaceae
Exons: 3
Coding region: 1-786 (261 amino acids)
Biological process (GO): protein modification by small protein removal
Molecular function (GO): peptidase activity
Source: RefSeq, a predicted model, not a curated record